Molecule: messenger RNA, 4145 nt
Organism: Trichobilharzia szidati
Lineage: Eukaryota; Metazoa; Platyhelminthes; Trematoda; Strigeidida; Schistosomatidae
Source: the annotation of a GenBank genome assembly
ACUACAUAUCAGUUAAACAAAGAGGAAAACUUCGUACGCGCGCUUUUCGAACCUCACAUCGAAGUAGGUUUUGUAUUUUGGUAAGAGUUGCGUAUUUUGAUUGGGUAUUUUGUUGUACAAUGGUUAGAAAACUUUUUAUUUUAUUUUUCUAUCAAACGACCACCAAAGCGGAAAUAAGGAGUUCAUUCAACUUAUAUCUCAUGCGAUGUUUCAUUAUAUCUACAUAUCUGUAGCUAGCUUUAUUUUCGAGAGCAUUGCAGAACGUGGGACAAGGUUCCUAAGCCUGCCUCAAAAAUUCUGCAGUUCCCCCAUUUCUGCUGUUAAAAUUUUGUGAUGUGCCAUAGGUCAGUGAAGUUGAUAUUUUUUGAGAAUUAUCUAUGCUGAAUUUCUAGUUUUCGGUGGAUAUUCUACUUAUUUUUAAAUGUUCUGAUCUCAGCAGCGAAUUCUCUUUCUGUGGAAUAUAUCAAUAACUUUAAGAUGGGAAUUUUUGUUUCCUCACAACUCAAUACUAGUGGCAAGUUACUGCCCGACUGGGUGUCCUUGUCUCACGGUGCUGUAGGGUUUUUGUACGAAUUCAACUAACUGAGUCCAAACAAGCUGAAGUACAGUAAAAUGCUUUGUACAAAUAGUCCAGUUUUAUCUGAGACCAUACUAGUUUAACUUGUCAGUGUCGUAGCGCUUGUCAAGUAAGAACUGUCAAUGCUGUUUUCCUAUAUUCACAGAAGUGAUAACAGGUAAUAUGUAUGGUCAUUGUUAAUAAUGCGUUGUCACUGCUCUUCUUGUACUGCAUAUCCUUCGAUAUAGAAAUUGCUGCAGUGCGGUCAAGUUUGUGUUUUAAAAGUAAAGGUAGAAGUAUGGCAUGUCAUAUGAUGCAUUCAUCGUGAAUUCUUAUAGGUGUUUUCCCACGCAGUUUUGGGUAUCAUCAGGUUCUGAAAUAGAUUUGCACAAAUACCCUACAUUUUCAUAGUAAUCAAAGUGGUUUUUCCGAAGACGUGUCAUUGUUAGGUAUAGGUAGUAAUUGCUUAGUACAAGAUUAUUAAUUGUAUCGAAACUGAAUUAAAACAAAGUAAUUCAAAUGAGUAAGAAUAAACUGAUAUUAAGUAAGGACAGGUUAAAAUUAGUACUAUAAGGAGUAGGAAUUUAAUAGUGGAAAGGACGAAAAAGGCAAAAUUAUGUUGAUUAAAAGUUACUUUCCUAAUGCUGACAAACUAAUUUAUUGUAAGUCUAGUGACUGCAGUAACAUUCUGAGUUUAGGAUUUAAGAUGUCGACUAUGCUGGCUUCCAUGGUUCGAAGUUUGGUCCCCACUCUUGUGGUGUGAUUUCCGCGAUUUCUCUAGACGACUCUGAAGUUUGCUUGUGAGUUCACUGGGUCCAGAAUCAUUUAAAUAACCUAGAACUGAGCCACAAUGAGGUUAAAUGUUUCGAUUAUACGAUGCUGCGUUAAUAUCUAUCAAGGGAAACCAUUGUAUGAAGUUUCGAUGAUACUCUUGCAUAGCAAAUGCUGUCUACGGUCGUCAUACUUAGCUCCAUCGAAGCAGGUGGACAGAUGGAUUCACAUUCAUUAGGUCAGAAGUAGUAGGUUGUCCUUAGGAGUAAUUGGUUUUGUGAGGAGAGAGAGAGAGUAACUCGAAGAUCAGCAGCAGUUUUUCUUCAAUGAACAGGACAAACGGUCUCAAUAUUUUUGCUGAUGAGUCUUCCUUGAACUGCAGAGAAGUUCCUUAGGGACAGGAGUUAUUUGAUUUUGCUGGUGUACCGUUCAUUUUGUGCUGAAUCGUUCAAGACAGCCAAUUUUAGUGAUUUUUUUUUACUGUGCUCCACUCUUCUAUGGUAUCCCGACUGCUGAUUUUGUUGAUUCUGCGACUCUUUGGACUAAUGUAUGUAAAUACACCCAACUGUAAAAGUUUGUAAGUUUCCCGUUCCCGUACGACUUUCUGUGGAAGGAUCUUUUCAGUGUUGCACUGUCGCAUCUUAUUGCGCACAUUUAUGGAGAAUCUUGUUUUUGAUGAUCCUAUUAAAGAAGCUAAAUACUGGAAACAGAAAGCGGAAGAAUAUCACGAUGGCAUGCGAGAGGCUCGAGAUGAGCUACAAGACUUUCAGAUUAGUUCACGGGAAUUAGAACUAGAGUUGGAAACACAAUUAGAACAAUUAGAAAAACGUAACACUGAACUUGUUGUGUUAUGUGAAAAGCUGACUAUGGAAAAAGAAUGCUACCGAAAUAAAGUGGAAAAUAAUCAAGAUUAUGUCAAUCACGAAAUCACAAGGCUUCAAGAAGAAUUAGAGAAAUCGAAAGUAGAUCGAGAAAAAAUGCAUAAAUAUAUCCGCGAAUUGGAGCAAUUAAACGAUGAUUUGGAACGUGCCAAAAGGGCAACAGUGGUCACAUUAGAAGAUUUUGAAUCGCGUUUAAACCAGGCGAUUGAGAGAAAUGCAUUCUUGGAAAACGAACUUGAUGAAAAAGAGGAUUUGAUAGUAACCGUUCAACGACUGAAAGAUGAAACGCGCGAUCUUCAUCAAGAGUUGGCUAUUACUCGUCGUCAGCCUGAUUCCAUCGCUCAUCAUGAAAUAAGUGAUGGAGAUGGUACACAUACUAAAAAGACUAACGCUAAGAGCACACAAGACUGUAUGGUACAAACAGACAAUAGUUGCUUUUAUAACUCAGUCCUUACUCCAUCUGUCAGAUUAUCUGCUUUAAAUAUGGUGAAUAGUGCGCUACAAAGAAUUGGACAAUUGGAAAUGAAAUUAUCUAUAUUAUAUAAAACUCAUGGCAAUGUUCCACUGUCGGCACCACCAAUUCAUCAUAUUCCAUCACAGUCUAAUGGUUUUGAUUCGAAAUUAUACCGCCUAAAAUCAUCACAGAGACUAUCUUCUCCAAGCUGGACAAAUGGUCCUAUUAAAUUAGAUCCUCUAUCAGUUGACCAAUCAUCUCAUAAAAAUCCUGUACAUAUGCUGCAUUGAUUAGACAAUGUAAUAAGCAAAAAGAGUUUAUCAAUAUCCUUAUAUAUAUUUGUGUACUUGUUCGGUUGUGUAAGGAAUUUUCCCCCUACCUUAUUUUGAUUGGAGUGCAUUUCAUCUGUUUUUUAUGUGAGGCUUUUUUACCAUAUUCCUUCUGUGUUGUUGUUCACCCUUCUCGAUAUUUCCACUUCUUAAUUGCGUCAUACAGCCUUACUACUGGAAAUCCUAUCAUAUCUGACAAACUUGUAAAAAUUAAAGGCAAACUUUUCAACAAGCCUUCAAACAACCUGUCUUUAUUUCUCCUCUCAGGCGAUUCACUGUUAUAUAUUUUUUCCUAUUUGUAAAGUUGUAUCAAGCAGACAACCGAACUCAAUGGAGACGCACGACUGAAGCCCUAAGUUCCUCUAGAAAUUAAAGGAUACAAUAAUAAUAAUAGUAAUAAUAAUAAUAAAGUUGUAUCAGUCAGUGCAUCAUGCAUAACAGACUUCUUCUUCUUUCAUUUCUGUGCCUAAAACAUUUUGUAUUAUCUCUCCUAGUUUACUAGCAAAGAAUUUAACCAUAUUAUGUGUGUGCAUACAUGUGUCUCAACACUCGCAUAACUUCACCUACCAUUCUAAAGUAUUACCUUCCAUACUAACAACUACACAAAUGCGUACAUGGAUAGAAUAUUGUUAAACAGGGAACUAUGUUAAGGGGUGAAUCGGUAUCUUUAAACUCUAUUUAUUAUUUGUUGAUUAUCACUAUCAUUAAACCUGAAUUCUACCAUCUAUGCAUUAUUCAUUCCCGAAUGUGUAUCAUAAUUUCAAUCAAUUUCAUUGUUACUGGUGGUGGUCAGUUAAGUGAUUUGCAUAACACCUUUUUUCUCUUCUCGUUUUCGAUGAAGUAUAAAAUAUUACCACUUUUAAGGGAAUUGUUUCUUUCUUCUCUUUUCCCUUAACCGUAUAUGUCACUUACUUCUCCUUUGGUUAGAUGUUUCUUAUUCUACAUUUCUAUCCACUAUCGGUUGCAUUGAUUUCUUCCCAUACUAUUACUAUUGACAUACGUACAUAUAGUUCUUAACUAUUGAAGGUAUGCAUGUUUCUGCUAUGUGGUUUUGUCUUCUUUAAAGUUAAAUAUUUUGUUGAUAAAAUGUACACAAACUACAGAUGUUUGCUGUGAUUAAAAACAAUAAUAUAUGAUUUUUCUCUAUACCCUCA